Lithohypha guttulata is the source of this 849-nucleotide messenger RNA. RefSeq lists its product as uncharacterized. NCBI's taxonomy places the organism in Eukaryota, Fungi, Ascomycota, Eurotiomycetes, Chaetothyriales, Trichomeriaceae. The transcript has 2 exons. The record is from RefSeq and is a predicted model, not a curated record. The coding region runs from base 1 to 849 and encodes 282 amino acids.
AUGGCAGAUCUCAGGGUCCGUACUACAGCCACGCCUACUGAGGAAGAUCUCGAGACCUUCCUCGACCUACUAUCGACAUCCUAUCAGAGUGUCCCACUCACCACGGCCUUCAUAACAGAAAUCGACGGCGUGACACCGGGCACAGAGUACAGGCAGCUGUCCUCAGAUCGUCUGAGGAAGCAUUUCAGCCUAGGCUUGCCAGCCGCAUUCAAGGCGAAUGUCCUGCUCACAACAGUAUCCUCGUCUUCCUCUUCCAGACCACUUGCGGCCGUCCUCUUCGAGCCGCCCGAUUUUAGCGGUACUCCUCCUGCGCAAGCGCGAAAACAACCAGGACCAAUCCUGUCGCAGUAUCGAGCGGUCGCAAGAGAGUUGAAGGCCAAGCACAUGGCCAUACCAGAGAGCGGACCACAUCAGUGGGAUACUCCAGCUUCACCAUCGCAGGCAUCAUCUGGUCCUUCAAUGGAUCCGUAUCCGACGCAGUUCAACAAGGACGCCAACACAGAGGUUAGGACGUUCUUCCAUCUUGCGCUGUUGGUCCUGGAUACCAGUGUGCCGAAAGAAGAGGCUGCGCGCGCCGCAAAAGAGGCUGUGGGUGUCUACCUGGACAAAGCGAAGAGCGCUGACGUGCCCAUUUUCUUGGAGGCCAGCUCUUUGGAAUCUAAGAACGAGUUUCUGAGCUGGGGAUUCAAGGCAGUGGAGGAGGUUGCUGUGGGUCAGGAUAAGGUCGAUAGUAGAGGUUGGCCCACUCAAGGAGGAGAGGGCGUCAAGGUCUGGGGCAUGAUCUAUAAUCCAGAGUGCACGUGUAUUUCAGAGCAAACGACGAUGCAGAAAUGCAAGUUACACUUUUGA